Medicago truncatula (barrel medic) is the source of this 1409-nucleotide messenger RNA. Its product is annotated as B2 protein. The transcript is spliced from 5 exons. Bases 143 to 1111 code for a protein of 322 amino acids. The record is from RefSeq and is a predicted model, not a curated record. Gene Ontology annotation, biological process: response to endoplasmic reticulum stress. Lineage: Eukaryota; Viridiplantae; Streptophyta; Magnoliopsida; Fabales; Fabaceae.
UCAUUUUCUCUUAAACAUUUUCUUCACUCUCUCCACACACAACAACUGCUUUUUGUUCCCUGUUGUGCAAAGCAACAUUGAUUACAAAUACACAUACACAUAGGUAGUAUAUCUUUCAAGUUUAUCAUAACAUUGUGAAAAAAUGGAGAACAACCAUAACAAUCAACAAUAUUUUUGGCAAUUCAGUGAUCAACUUCGUGUCCACUCAUCAAAUCUAGCAAACCUAUCUCUCAAUGAUUCAAUCUGGGGAAACAAUUACUCAUCCUCCAAAAAUCAAAGGAGAAAUUUUGAUACCAAACUUGGUGGUGAAAUCAUCAUCAACAACAACAACUCUGUUUCUCUUGGAAAAUCCCCUGUUUCUGAUCAUUUCAAUAAUCAAGGAUCAUCAUUUUUCUCUUUUGAUGUUGCUGUUUCUCCUAUUAAUGGAGGUUUUAAUAAGGGAAUUUAUUCAAAUCCUUCUUAUGGUGGGAAUUUUAAUAGUAACAUGAAUGUUACUAAAGGUGAAGAUGAGAUAUUUCAUCCAUCUAAACCUUCCAAGAAGAAUUCAAACCCUAAUAAGAAACAAGGGGAGAACAAUAACAACAGUGAUGGAAAUAAGAACAAGGAUUCCAAGGCUGCUGCUGACAAGAGAUUCAAGACUUUACCACCAGCAGAGUCUCUUCCUAGGAAUGAAACCAUUGGUGGGUAUAUCUUUGUCUGUAACAAUGAUACCAUGGCUGAGAAUCUCAAAAGGCAACUCUUUGGUUUGCCUCCCAGAUACAGGGAUUCAGUUAGGGCCAUUACUCCUGGGUUGCCUCUUUUUCUUUACAACUAUACCACUCACCAACUCCAUGGAGUUUUUGAGGCUGCAAGUUUUGGUGGAACAAAUAUUGAUCCAACGGCUUGGGAGGACAAGAAGUGUGCUGGCGAAUCUCGUUUCCCUGCUCAGGUAAGAGUGCUUACUAGGAAAACAUGUGAGCCACUAGAAGAGGAUUCAUUCAGGCCAGUUCUUCACCACUAUGAUGGACCUAAGUUCCGUCUUGAGCUGAAUGUGCCUGAGGCAUUGUCUCUGCUGGAUAUUUUUGAAGAACAAGAUACUUCCAACGACUCUUUCAAGGCUGUGUCAGCAUAAAAGGAUGCAAUUUACAAAUUACAAAGAAUAAAGGAAAAGAAAUCGCAAGUCAGAGAGACAAUACUAGAUAGAGAUUUGGGUUUGUUUUUAUAGCUACAGACUUAAAAAUAGAGUCCGUAGAUAUAUAAAAAACAAUUUGAGAGGAUGUUUGGAUAUUCAGCCUAUAUAUUGUGUUAUAGAGCUGCUAUACAUGAUUGUCCAAUUUUUCUUUUGUUUGGGAUUUUACUAUCAUAUCAUAUUUAAGAGAAUACAAUAAUUAUUAGUAUUGAACUAUUUUGCUUUUGGUUUUUAUGCAAAA